Molecule: messenger RNA, 2429 nt
Organism: Sipha flava (yellow sugarcane aphid)
Lineage: Eukaryota; Metazoa; Arthropoda; Insecta; Hemiptera; Aphididae
Gene: Ufl1
Product: E3 UFM1-protein ligase 1 homolog
Exons: 13
Coding region: 25-2334 (769 amino acids)
Biological process (GO): regulation of proteasomal ubiquitin-dependent protein catabolic process; protein K69-linked ufmylation; response to endoplasmic reticulum stress
Cellular component (GO): endoplasmic reticulum membrane
Molecular function (GO): UFM1 ligase activity
Source: RefSeq, a predicted model, not a curated record
AACUUAAGUCCUUCACAAUUCAACAUGUCGUCUAGUGAUUGGGAUGAAGUUAAACUAUUGGCUGCCGACUUCCAACGCAUUCAGUUGACAACUUCAUCACAAAGAUUAGGGGAAAGGAACUGUGUGGAAAUAGUAGCAAAAUUAAUCAGUAGUAAGCUACUUGACGUUGUAUUCACAACUGAUGGUAAAGAAUAUGUAACACCAACUCAUUUGACUAAGGAGUUAAAAGAUGAAGCAUAUAUUCAAGGAGGUCGUAUAAAUAUAUUAGAUGCUGCUAGAGCUUUAAAAGUUGAUCCAGAUGUUGCAACCAGUGUGUGUGAAAAAUUAACCAAGGAUGAACAUGAUGAUUAUUGUAUUGUUCAUGGACAAUUAAUUGGAUCAACUUAUUUAGAUCAAAUUGCUGAGGAUGUCCUUGAUAAAUUAGAACAGAAUGGUCAUAUAAAUUCAUUAAAAAUAUCUCAACAGUUUGAUUUACCUGUGAAUAUUAUUGAUUCGAUGCUUGAAAAACGAAAUCAAAAUUUGACUUUUAAUUUGCACAAAAAUAAAAAUAACCCAUACUUGUAUUAUACAGAUUCCUAUUUUAAUUCUAUUAAAAGAAUUGUCAGAGGAGCACUUCUAGCUAUAACCCGUCCUGUUUUAUGUACAGCAAUAAUUAAUCAGUGUUCUAUUGAAGAAAAAGAAUUUUUCAGUGUAUUUGAAAGUUUGUUGGCAGAAAAACAAAUCCCUGGUACAUUGACUGAUCGAAUUGGAAAUGCAUGUACUUAUGUUCCAAAUAUAUAUACCAAAGCUCUAAACAAUUGGGUUAUGAAUUUUUACUCCAACAAUAAUUAUUUAGAUUAUGAAGCAAUGAAUAGUGUUGGUAUAACUGAUCCUAUUUCUUAUAUAUCACGUAUGCAACUUGGUAAAGAAUUAAUUGCACUAUCCACAUGCUCCAUUGGAUCUAAAAUAUUGGUUGAUGUUUCUGCUGCUAUUGAGGAAUCUAUUGCUAGUGGAACUUGGAUUGAUAUAAUGGAUUUUCUUCCAAUAGUUUUUGAUCCAAAAGAUGGAAAGCUGGUUUUAGAAUAUUUAUUGAAGAAAACUAAAAUUUCAAAAGGUUUCCAAAUUUUUGAUGAUACUGUAUUAGUGACUGAUAAGUUUAUAGAAAUACAAUCUGAACGUAUUAUUAAUACAUUAGACGCUAAAGUCAAAAGGAUUAUUAAAUCUGGAGAAUAUGCAAAUGCUUUGAUAAGUUGGAAAAUUCAACAAAAACUUGUAGAAGAUAAAAAUCCUGAACUUAGUCGCAAAGAGGAACGCAAGAAAAAAACUGGUGGAAAACAUGGAGGAGGAACACAGGGUCGAGAAACAAAGAUAAAGACAGUCAAGAAGAAGUAUGGACAAAAAUCUAAACAACAUGAUUCUGACUCCGAUGAACAGGAGAAUAAAACAAUUGCUAGUGAACAAUUUAUAAUAGAGAUUGUUACUUCUGAUGAGAUAAGAGAUAAUUUAAAAAUCGAAGAAACAUUUAAAGACGUUUAUGAAGAUAAAAGUUCAUUGACAGAAAAAAUUGUUUCAUACCUUUAUCCAAUUUUAAAUAAAGAAGCUCUAAGACGAACACAAGAAAUGUAUGAUCAAGUAAUAGCAAAUCGAAUAGGUGACAGACGUAAAGUGCAUCAAGAUUUUAGAGACAAACUCUUAUUGCUUUUGUCUGAUUUUCAUCUAUAUAUUAAAGGUGUUCAGAAAUUUGAUAAUACUGACAUUCAAAUACAGCUUACAACAUUUUUAUUGAAAUCUGUUGGUGGUGAAAUAGUAGAAAGUGUUAAGUAUUAUGUAGCACAAAAUAAAGAACAUAAUUCAGAGUCCAAGACUAAUCAAUACGAUAAACAAAUUGAAGAUGCAAUUGAAAAACUACAGAAAUCAUUGACAUCUAAAAGGAUUGAUGAUUUUUAUGAAGCUGUUGAUCAAUUAUUGUCUUCUGUUGAUGUAGUACAAAAAAAGCAUGAUCGUAAGAAAGAAAGGGAACAUUUACAAAAUAACCGUCAAAUACUUUUGAACUCUUUAUCAAAUACUGAAAAUGAUGCUGCACAAGUACUGUUGAUUGUCACACAAAUACUUUUUCAAUCAAUUACACAGACAAUGAUUAAAGUAUCGGGUAAAUUUGUAUCGAUCCUUCUAGGAUUUUUACAGAAACAUUUAAAUGAACAAGAUUUUUCUGUUCUACAAAAUUACUAUGACCUUGUCGUACAGCUUUUAAAAACUGAAGAUUUUGAUGAAAAAGAAAAUAUUAAAUCUAAAUUAGAAGAAAUCACACAUAUUGUGAAAGACCUCGCUAUCAAUUUUAAAAAAAACUUAGGCUAAACCAAUGAAUUAGGCUUCUUUAUGUCAUAUAAAAUUGCCUAUGGUCAAAAUAUUGUUAUUUGAAACUGGGAUAUUUUAUUGUAUUUACAAUUUAU